Molecule: messenger RNA, 1650 nt
Organism: Cavenderia fasciculata
Lineage: Eukaryota; Evosea; Eumycetozoa; Acytosteliales; Cavenderiaceae
Exons: 1
Coding region: 1-1650 (549 amino acids)
Source: RefSeq, a predicted model, not a curated record
AUGACGAGUCCUACAACUACAAAACAACAAAUUGAAAAGAUUGAUGAUGAUGAAUGUAAACUUUCGAAAUACAUUCAAUCAAUGAUCAUUGAAAAGGUGAUCAAUGAUCAUCAAUACAAAGAUCAGUAUUGUAAUUAUACAUUCAAGUUAAUAUCACCAAAUGAUGCUGUUCAUUUAAUGAUCAACAAAACACCUCUGGAGAAACAAAACAACCAAUAUAUUACAUUCAAACAACAUCAAAGUAGUAUUGGUAGUAUUGCAUUGGUAUCGAAAUGGUGGUUGAAAGUAGUACAACAAACAAAAAAGGAAUCAACAAGUAUAAAGAUAGAUGGGAUAUUGAAAGAAUCAUACUUUUCAGAGAAUGUAACAAAUCUCAGAUGGAAGGUUGGAAGAAACCAAUCGGGAGGAUACAAAAAGUUUAACUUUAAAAGAUUACCUCUUUUAUUACCAAAUCUACAGUCAAUCGAUAUCGUCGCAAAGAAUUUAGACAUCAAAGCAAUUAGAGCAAUGGUACAAGUAAUCAAUGCAUUCCCACAUAUUCAAGUACACUUGGAUAUCACCUUUGAUGAUGGAGAUGAUCCAGAAUGGCCCAACAAUGAAUCCUUCAAAGGACCACUCAAACCUAUCGCAGUCGUAACACUAUCACACGGUAGUUAUUAUCAAGAUCAAUCAACUGUCGAUUAUUUUCAUCAAAUGAUCGAUGACUUAAACCCAAUCAGUGUCAAUCUUGGGUUUCGAGCCUAUAUUGAUGGACCCAUACAUUAUGAUCACUCAGAGUUAUUCCCACUUCUCAAUGAAUCAACACGUCAACUCAACAUUGAAAAUGACUUUGUCGAACUACCAAAUUUAAUAGACCUUGUCAACAAUAAGAGUAUUCAUAGUCUAAAAGUUGGUAUCAUCACAUGUCCUUUGGAACAAGAAUUACAAGAUGAAAGAGAUGAAGAAGACGAUGGAGAAGAUGAUGAAGAAAGAUACGAGAAUCGUAAUAGUUGUAGCUCAUGUAUGAGUCUUGAAAUUACAGAUACCUUGGAAGAUUGGGAUCAGUUUUGUAACGAUCUCACCAACAAUACAACAUUAAAAAAUCUUUGGUUGGAAGGUCCACAUUCAGAUCUACCAAUGAUAGGUGAACCAGCUUCAGUGGAGCGAUUAGCAUCACCAUUUGUAUCUAUUUGGCAAACAAACAAGAAUAUUACAGUUCUUGGACUAUCAACUCUACCAAAAAUCAUUUCACUUUUAUUCUUUUCCAAUUUAACUUUUAAUCAAACUAUUACAACGUUGAUGUUGACAGAUGGUACAUUGGCACAACAAUACGUUCCAACAUUCUCUCUAUUUUUAAUGGUGAAUCAGACAAUCACAUCAAUAGACAUAAGCAAGAAUCAAUUACAACCAAGUUUUGAAUUGGACACUGCACUCAAACAAAACAAAACAAUCAAAAUAUUAAAUAUUGGUGGUAACAAAUUCACAUCAUUUAUAUUUGAUGCAUUAUUAGAGGGAGACUCUAUCAAAUAUUUAUUGAUUGAUCAACCAUUAUCAAAUUAUUAUCAUCAACAUAGAUAUUUUAUUCAAUCAAAAUCACUCUUAAAAUGUUUUACUGUCGGACCAAUCAAUUAUAAAUUACGUAAUUUUUAUUUUGAUAGUCCAAUCAUUUAA